Plectropomus leopardus (leopard coralgrouper) is the source of this 6918-nucleotide messenger RNA. It is a transcript of the gene mgat3b, whose product is annotated as beta-1,4-mannosyl-glycoprotein 4-beta-N-acetylglucosaminyltransferase b. Gene Ontology annotation, molecular function: beta-1,4-mannosylglycoprotein 4-beta-N-acetylglucosaminyltransferase activity. Lineage: Eukaryota; Metazoa; Chordata; Actinopteri; Perciformes; Serranidae. Gene Ontology annotation, cellular component: membrane. Gene Ontology annotation, biological process: N-acetylglucosamine metabolic process. The record is from RefSeq and is a predicted model, not a curated record.
ACCGGGCGCAGGGCGCAGCGCGGUGGACGGAAGAGAGGGAGACGCAUCACGGUGAGGGAGAUAGAAAAGACGGUGGGAGGAGGCGACAGCGGGUCGUAAACACGACAGAAAACGGCGAAUAGGACGGCAGAAAGCGGUGAUCACCCCCCACCGCCAACCCUCCUCAUCUCUUCAUCUCCAUCCUUUUCUGCACCGUUUGGCUCAUCCCUUUGCGCACCGGAGCGGCUCGGUGCUUUCUGUUUUCUCUUUAUUUUUAAUCUUAUCCGGACAAAACCUCUGCACGGUCUAUCGUAGGAUAAACACCAGAGGCAAGAGAGGAGGCUGUUCCAUCACUACGACCGACAGGAUCCGGUGUAGGUGCCGCUCGGGACGGACCAUCGGCGCGGGCGAUUCGGUGGCUAGUGCCAGAGGAGGGGGUAAACACGGGGAGAUGACUGUAGAGUAACCCGGCUGAAGCUCACAGAGAGACCCCGGUCCCCGGUUAUCACCGAGACUCCAGCAUCACCAAUGCGAUGGCAUAGCGGUUUGUGCAGCACCAGACUAGACUCAGAUCAGCAGGGCUCUCAUCCACCAUGAACCUCUGAAAGACAUCCGAUACAGGCACAGAUGGGAUGAAAAUGCGGCGGCACAGGGUGUUCUUGCUGUGCACAGUGGGCCUGUGCGUCAUCUCGUUCCUCCACUACUACAAGGCCCUCCACUACGUCUCCCUGCUGCGCGAGCUCUCCGCACCGUACCCCAACAUCAAGUCCUUCAUCAUGGUCACUGGCUUCUUCUGGAGGGAGAAGGGUGUGGGCACCACCCCGCUCAGCCCCGCCUCUCCUGAAGAAGCCCCUCCCCUACCUGUCCUCCGUCAAUCAGACACUAAAGCUAGAGCGAUGGCGGGCGCUGUGGGAGGAGGAGGAGGAGGAGGAGGAGGAGGAGGAGGAGGGGGGAUGGGUCUGGGGAUUGGUGGGGUCAUGGUUGGAGGCGCUGGGAUUGUUGGCAGCGCAGGGUUGGAGAUGAGGUUGAGGGAGGAACCAGCGCCCCCUCACCCUUGGGAGAAACCAGAGGAGAACCUGCGGAGAGACACUCCGAACGAGGAGAGAGAUGAAGACCAUUUGAAGCAGCGGAAUCCCAACCACCAAGCUCAACCUGCCGGGCCCGACCUCCCGGAUAUCUCGAUGGCAGGGAAAGAGCACCUGGACGUGCUGCUCAAGAACCAUGUGCCAGACCCCAUAGAAUCCAUGGGAGACCUCCACACACGCAAAUUCCAGCUUCAGGAUGACAAAACACCUUAUUUUGUCCGAACCAAAGCUGGGGCCCUUUGCUUCAGACAGGGGACCGAGGUGGCUACCCCAAAAGAGUACUCUGGGAAAUCAGGGGGAUCUGUGGCUAAUGGAGCUGGGGAAGGUGCUCGGGCUGCUGGGCAAAGAAAACCUCUGGAGGUCCAGCAGCAGCCCUCCGUAGCUCCGAAAGCCAAGCCCAGGGCCAGGGGCAACGGGAAGCGGCUGGUUAAGUGUGUAUGUCGGCCAGGUUGGCACGGACCUUACUGUGGGGUUCCCACCAUGGUGUACCACUCCAAUCUGCCCACCAAGGAGAGGCUGACGCCCAGAGAGACCCCACGGAGGGUAAUCAACGCCAUCAAUGUUAACCACGAGUUUGACCUGCUGCAUGUGCGCUUUCAUGAGCUCGCCCAAGCAGUUGAUAUUUUCCUCAUUUGUGAAUCCAACUUUACUGCAUACGGAGACAAACGGCCUCUGAGUUUCCUGCGGCUCCUUCUCAACGGUACGUACGACUACAUCCGUCACAAGAUCCUGUACGUGUUCCUUGACCACUUCCCAGAGGGCGGUCGGCAGGACGGCUGGAUCGCCGAUGACUACUUGCGUACCUACCUGACACGCAACGGCAUGUCCAGAUUGAUGGGCAUAAGAUCGGACGAUGUCUUUGUCAUCAACGACGCAGAUGAAAUCCCAGCACACGAGGGCCUCCUUUUCCUCAAGCUGUUUGAUGGCUGGACAGAGCCUUUCGCCAUCCACAUGCGCAAGUCACUGUAUGGUUUUUUCUGGAAGCAGUUUGGCUCCUUAGAGGUAGUAUCAGGCUGCACGGUCGAGAUGCUCCGCGAGGUCUACGACGGCGACGGCAUCAAGCUCCGCCGCCGCGAAUACUACACCAUGCCAGGUUUCCGCAAGUACGAGAAUGACACAGGCCACAUCCUGGUGCAGUGGUCGGUGGGCAGCCCCUUCCACUUCGCCGGGUGGCACUGCUCCUGGUGCUUCACGCCCCAGGGGAUCUACUUCAAGCUGGUGUCAGCACAGAAUGGAGACUUCCCUCGGUGGGGUGACUACGAGGACAAGCGUGACCUCAACUACAUACGCGAUCUGAUCCGGACGGGGGGCUGGUUUGACGGCCCCCUGCAGGAAUACCCCCCCGCGGACCCCAAAGAGCACAUGUACGCCCCAAAGUACAUGCUGGAGCACUAUGAUCGGUACCGCUACCUCCUGGAGAAUCCUUACAGCAAAGCCUCCAGACUGAGCGAAGGCUAGGAGUUCAGCUAGGAAAAGAUAUGUGAAAUAACUAGUAGGACCCAAGCGAGGCCUCAGCACUGAGUUUUUGGGGGCAGAACGGUACUGACAAACUACAUCUCUCAUUGGAGCAAUACUACAUGUAUCUCCACCAGGCAGCACUGAUGUUGCAGGGACUUAAAAUCUCUUAAAAAUCAUUAUUUCGGGGUCAAAAAAAGGGAACACUGAAUCGCAUCAUGGAUUUAAGGAGAGGAUACAACCACUGGAUAAACAAAAUCAUCCUCAUUCCUCCCCUUUUUGGGGGAGGAGCCAAGCUCUUUUUGUCACCCUGCCCUUGUCCUCUCUUUCUUCGCCCGAGUCGAUUAGACACACCUGCUGUCUGAAAGAAAGGGGCCACUUCGGAGUUAAAAGAGGGAUAUUUCACAGCUGUGUUAAAAGCCUGUGGAGAAACUCGGAAGGGAAGAAUUGUUUUUUCUGUCAGUGUUUACCGAAGUUUACGGACCGGCUGAUGUUCCCACCUCACUUUCCACCUUCAGAUGUCUUCCUGUCAUAUUUGGUGACCUCCUUCCAGAAACACAUUCAGAUAUUAUUCUCGGGUCUGGGUAGAAAAGUAUAAAUCCUAUUAAAACCCUGCUGGAGUACCCACUGCCAAAUGAAAAGGAAUGACUCGAUGGGGAUGUCUCAUGUACUCUCACUCAUCCACAUGCACCUUAGACCUGUCUGUGUGUUUGUGAACAAAAGUGUGUGUGGUCUGUCUUUGUGUCAUAUUUACAGGUUUCGAGCUGUUAAGGGGGGACAAGAUCAGCAGGAGGAAACAGAAAGCAAGAAAUAAUCACCGGGGGGGGAAAGACAGCGAGAUGGGAAAACAAGCAAGACAGAAGGCAGGAAAGAAAGGAGAGUAAUGAGGGAGGAAGAGAGUGGCGAAGAAAGGGAAAGAAAAGGAGGCUCUUUGGAUGUUCCCUUUUUCCCACAGUGUCUGCUGACGCACAAGCGUCACAGGGAUGAGUGUGCAGAAUGUGUGUGGGUCCCUCAGACAGCUCUGAAUAAAUCAUGCCCUGUCAAUGGCAUCCACGACAGAUGAAACUCGCCGUUAUUGUUUGUCCGCUGAGAACAAUCGAGACCGGUUGAGGGGGAAACAUCACCCUUCAGUUUCGUCUUUCUGUCUCUCCAGCAGCCGAGAUGACUUUGUUUCCUUGGAAACUAAAGUAUGUGAAAAAGGAAGAGGGGAUGGGUGUUGUUGAGAUGAGUGGGUGGGUUCACAUCAGGCGAGGAGCUUCAACGUUCAAACGAGGUCAACGCUGACUGCGGGUCUCCUCUGUUAAAUAUUCCUCUUCCUCCUCAGCCAUCAGUCGCCCACUCUCUGAAAUUGACUCUUCUGAGCGCUCUCUGUCUCUGUCUUUCUCCUGUGCUUUUUUUCCUCUUUAUGCCGCUCAGUCUUUGGUGUUGGUUUCCUCUUAAUCCUCAUUAGCAAGGCACUUUUUUUCCCCUCAAUUCAAUUAUUAUUCUCUCUUUCUCUACUUAUUCUCUUUCAGAAAUGUUCAAAUUUCCAACUCUUUCUCUAAAACUUUCUGUCAAACUCACACACUGGUUCUUACACUCCAUUUUGGGUGUGUCUAUUUCCUCUUAAUACUCACAAGAAUGUCUUGUUUAAAUAAUAGGGAUAUAUUCAUCUUCUCUCCCCCAUCUCGACAGGACAGGACAGGGCAGCCGUUAUCGUGGCGAUGCCUCCCCUGUGCCCACAGAUCGCUGUCAUCUGAACAUUUAGGCAUGAGCACUUGUGCCUCUUGCCUUCUCGCCACCAUAGACAGCUGUCGAUGUGGCUAGAUGCCUAAAUCUCCACCCUGCCAAGGUUUGGCAGAAGUUUGGGAUCUUGUGGACAAUUUGGCGAGCAUACUUUUCUCUGCGGGUGUCUCAUGUGGGCUGAGGCCAGCCAUGUGGGCUGGGUUACGGUCUUGUCAAGGGCAAGGAGAAUCACUGUGGCAAUAUUAACAAUUCUAGGGAGCAAUUAGGGGAGAGCAGGAAACUAAACAUGCAGUAGGGAGACAAGUCCAAAAAACAGUAAAUGCUUUGAUUUGUCUUUUAAUUGCAGAGUGACGGCAGCCACCAUCUGCUUCUUCAACGCCUGUUUGGGCUUUACAGUUAUUGUUUACACUAGCUUCAGGCAAGACGCUGUUUCAAAGUGAGCCUCGAGAGGACUCAAAAGUUUUUUGGGAAGGAAACUUUAUAAAAUGCAGAGGGGCGAGGACAGGACUUUGGAUGUUUUCAAACCUGGAGGCAAAAGUUUGAUGUAGCUUUAAUUUCGCUUCCAAACAAGACACAGAAAUCUAAGAACAGAAUGCCUUGAAUGUUCUUUUUUUCCAACACAUUGUUUAAAGUGUCCUUAAGUAGGACACUGAACCAUAACCAUCUGCUAAUCUUAAAAUGUAUGGUGAAAGCUUACGUAACGAAAUGAAUAACAAAGAGAUUUUGAAAAUUAGUGUGAGCAUAUCUGUGUAUGACUCGGUCAUCAUGCUGGCUUCUCAUGGCUUUGAGCUCAUAGUGGGAAAAGCAGAUUAUCCAGCAGGCCGCUGACAGUUGUGUCGGGUCUGUGCUGCAGCCUCGAUGGCAGCGUGGUCUGCGGCGGCAGCUGUUAGGGGUUUGGUGUUGGUGUCGGGAGCCAAACUCCCAUCCAACCCCAGAGGGGCUGCAGAGAAACAAGCUUUAAAUAGGAUUUGACAUUAUAUGACCGAGGAGACGACAACAAUGCUGGAUGUGAUGCGCUUUAUCCCUAAAUUGGAUUGUCUGCCUUUUGAGAAGGUAAUAAUUGAUAGAGGUUGAUGGAACAAAAAUGGAACAGAUGAUGAAUUUUGAAAGGAAGGAGGCAACUUGGGUUAACAAAGUGGAUGUUGUAUAUUUUAGAGAUGUUAAAUCAUGAAUUGAGGGAGUUAUCCAAAAUGGAUGGUUGUGAACCACUUUAGAUUUAAUCUUUUUUUUUUUUUCAUCUUCUGUUUUUUGGGCCAUUUUGUGGCAAGUGGAAUUUAAAAACAAUGUUUGCAAUACAUACAUUCCUGCUAAUUGACAUUUUAAAAAUGAGCUUAUACCAGCAAAAAUAUCAUUAAGGAAUGCUGGUAUCAAAUCAAAUCUGGUAUCUGAUCUUUUUCGCCAGACUGCUCUGAUUCAUAUGUGAAGUGGCUGAGAUUAGUGUUACCAGAUUUCUGCCCUGAAACACCUCACAUUCAACCAGUAGCAUUGCACAUGCAUGUUGAAAGAGCAACCAAAAAUGUCGCCUUUUGGGGAAAAAAUUAAUGACAUUGCGAUGCAAGCGUUCAUCCUCCGAAUGAUUUUCUGCUGAAGUUGGAUGACAAUGUGUCAUAUGUUGCGCAUUAGGUUGAGAAGAUGAAGGAAUGCAAAAGCCAUAGCAAUCGCUCUGGUUAGUCCUAUAGAGAGUGAGGUUUUGAUGCAGGAGGAGUCAGGACUGGUGUGGCCCGAUGUGUAGGGUUUCAAGGUGGAACAAUUCCUCCAAAAACUGUAUCUGGCAGUUGGACUUAAUUGGCUGGCUUCUGGAGCAGCGUCGUGGUGCACGCCCACUACACGCGACCAGUCCGCCCUGCCUCGCUAGUUGCUUGUGGAAGCAGCUUGAUUAGCUGUCUUGAUGUGAAUACAGUUUGAAUUUUUUAACUUGUUACACCGCCAGCUUGGUCUGCAGGUAUCCCAGCAAGCUUUGUGCACUGAUUCAGUCGAUCAAACGAGUCGAAGCAUAUUUCUGGUUGCAUAAAGUCGUUUUUAUUGGCAUGCACUGUAGCGCAGCAACAGUACAGCUAGGGUAGCCCUCUGUAGUUUCAAUGGGCUACUCUAAUAGUGUAUGGCAAGGGAUCUGUGCCCGCACAUAGAAGUAAGACGUAAAAAAAAAAAUGAAUUCCAAUAUAAGCAUUCUAGCAGCAGCAGCAGUCACAAUGUCAUAUGUAUCAGAUUUAGGACUACAUAUUAAAGUGGCCCAAGUCUGAUUGGAAAAAUAUUGGAUUUCUGCGUCGUCUAAAAAAAUCAGAUCACACAAGAGCAAAAACAUCAGAGUUGGACCACAUUUGCUUCUAAUGUGAACGUAAUUGGAUGAACAAAAAACAAGCAAAUCUUGCAUUCUUCCCUCCAACUUCAAGGCCCUAAACGAUAACCAUGUGCAGACUCUCUCUGUUUGUCUGUCUGGUGAAUAAAGAGUUCCCAUUUUGCACGAUGCCAAAAAACAAGACAUUUGUGCAGUAUAGCUAAAAGUCAUCUCAGAAAUGGGGCUACAGGGGUGUGUGUUCAAUCCCGUCAAGGGCCGGGGAGUGUGUUUGUGUUUAAGUUCUGCCAAGAGGCAUUUAACCAGAGUUAACUCCCAACUCAGCCUGCUGCAAUAAGGCUGCACAUCUGGUGAACAGUGUGUGUGUGUGUGUGUGUGUGU